Molecule: messenger RNA, 3784 nt
Organism: Micropterus salmoides (largemouth bass)
Lineage: Eukaryota; Metazoa; Chordata; Actinopteri; Centrarchiformes; Centrarchidae
Gene: paqr4a
Product: progestin and adipoQ receptor family member IVa
Exons: 3
Coding region: 325-1263 (312 amino acids)
Cellular component (GO): membrane
Molecular function (GO): signaling receptor activity
Source: RefSeq, a predicted model, not a curated record
CCCGUGCAGCUGCACCGGAAUGCUAACUAAACGAGGAAGUGGCUGUAACAUGACGAGGGACAUCAUUGCCUCCCGGCCGCUCAAGGCUUUCGGGUGCUACAUGGAUAUUUUUUAGAUGCCAAAUGUAAUGACCGCCCCGAGCUUGCACCAUGUAUGUGGCUGGCCGUGUCUGUCUCCAACCUUGCGGAUGACACUCACACAGGUACCGGCGGUUCAGAGCAAACAGCGGCGGCGCGGACUCACCGUUACCGGGAAGUGCUGAGAGACGCCAAGCUAGAAAGCUAACAGCACAAGAAUAAAAUAAAAAUAAAAAACUCCAGACAAAUGCCAACACCAAUGGUAUCCCAUAAGGUCUUCGUCGCAAUAAUCUUACUAAAUGUGUAUAUAGGUGUACAGUCUGUUUUAUACUUAUUCGGCGGCGUCCUUUUAACGGUCCUCUUUGCUAUGGCAUUUCUAAAUGGACCCAGGCUGCUUGACUGGGCGAAUUCACCUCCACAUCUUCAGUUUAACAGAUACGUCUUAACGGGUUACCGGCCAAUCUCCUCAGUGCAAGACUGCAUCAGAAGCCUGUUUUACCUGCACAAUGAACUUGGAAACAUAUACACUCACGGCAUCCCUUUGGUUUGCUUUCUGGUGCUGCUGCCUCUCAACAUCCCCUGGUCUCAGAUCAGUGUUACGUGGUUGGGCGUGGUGCACUUCCUGGCUUGCCUGUCACCUCAGCUAGGCUCUGUGCUCUACCACCUCUUCAUGAACCACGAGGGAGGGGAACCCGUCUACCACACCCUCCUCAAACUCGACGUGUGUGGAAUCUGCAUGAUCAACACGUUGGGGGCGCUGCCCAUCGUCUACAGCACGCUGCUGUGCUACCCGUUCAUCCGCACCGUGGCUCUGUUAGUCUACAUCCUGCUGUCCAGCCACGCCAUCUACUGCGCCGUCACGGCUCGGAGCAGCGUUCGCCGGCUGCGCUCCUUCGCCUGGCAGGCCCUUUUCCGCUUCUCCUUCUUCUUGCUGCGCUGGGUGGGCGUGGGCGGCGGCAGCCCCACCUCGCUACGCCACUUCCUCACGAUGGACGCGCUGGCCGUGCUGGGUGGGGUCAUUAACAUCACACGCAUCCCGGAGCGCUUCCGCCCGGGCCUCUUUGACUACUGGUGCAAUAGCCACCAGAUCAUGCAUGUACUGGUGGUGGGUUCCAUCCUUUACCUGCACUGGGGUGUGCUGGACGAUCUGCUGUGGAUCAACAGCUAUAACUGUCCCUCAGACUGACCCCCCCCGCAGUCUCACCCCCUCACAAAGAACACUGGGAUAUAAUGUUAAAGGACCUCUGUGGGUGUCUGUAGAGGGAAGGGGAAGGAAGGGAAAUCAGGGGGAACUGAUCCUGUGAGGUGAGACGAUAUGUUGUUUGUGCAUGUGUUCACCUCAUGCACUGAAACGUAGAAUGUUCAUAUCUCCGUUCAUCUUGGUACUUUGUGCAGAUACAUACAAAAGUAUGUCAAGUAACACGCACAAGCAUUUUGACUCUUAAUUGCCACAAACACACACACACACACACAGCAGAAUGGAAAUAUUUUAAACAGUAAAUUUAAUGAAUUAGUUUUGAACAUAUACAUGCAUUGAUAAAGUCUUAAGUAAAGGCUCUAGUUAAAGGCUAAUGCUGAGUUUAAAGCCUUUACUUAGUAACAGAAGUUUUACUUGAGCAGUAGUUGAUGUAGUUGGUUAAGACAGCCUGUGGCUAAAUUAUAUCACAUGCUCAAGUCCUCUCAGAUGUCACUGUUGCGACCUAUGCAGCACAUCCAUAUCACAAGUCAUGCACAUCACAUACACUCAACAACACUCAGACACCCUCGCACAUAUAUUUUUAUACUACAUGUACAUACUGUACAAGUUCAUAGAGUUUUCACUAUGUCCAACGGACUGAAUUUUACUGGACUGGUUGUUCUGUCUGUGUUUCCUUGUUUUCUGCCACUGCCUCUUUUUAUUUAUGUGUGUGUCUGAUUCGUCCUUAAAGUCACAAGAUUACGAGGAAAUGAAGAUGGGCGAGGGGGUUCAUUCCAAAGUGUGCUAGCAUGUUGGCAAUGAGUUAACUUGCUGUUGGUGGCUUGGACCACACAUUAGAAUCAAUUGUGCAGUGUUAUUGGCUUUGUUUGCACCUGAGCUCAGUGCCAAUGAUAUUCAGGCAUUUUUAAUCAGAAAAACAAAUGCACACGUUUACAAACUAUGUUGUUCAGUGGCAUUACCCUUUGCCAAACCUUUGCAUAUAGCAAAGUCCUAGUAAUUUAUUCUUGUGCAUUUACAAUAACCUCCCAUUAUAAGGAAGGUUGUCACCACUAUUUCCUUUUAUGGAAGAGGAGGUUUUAGUACUUUUAUAAGUGCUGUCUUAUGUUUAACAUUAUUUAAUUUAUAAUUUGUUCUGUAAAAAUGACUGACAGACUCAGACAGGUCCUCUGAUGAUAACAAAGUUUUACACUGAAACGCCAUCAUAUGUCAAUUAGAUCAUGAUGUAUAUGUGGAAGCAAGAUGCACGAAACAUCUUUUAUGGUAACUUGAUUGUAAUUAUAAGAUCUUAAAAAAUUAAACAUCUUUACACUAUAAACCUGUUCAGACAAACUACAGACAAAACUCACUUGCAUAUUGGCACAAUAUGCGCAAGAUACUGUAAUGAAAUACAUUAUAUUUAUUAAGCUUUUUAUUCAGUUGUAUUUAUUUGCAGAUACAGGUAACAUUGUUUCUGCCUGAACAGUUUACGUUGUUGCUGUGCAGGAUCACUGGCUGACAGAUCAAUUUAGAGGUCAGAGAAAAUCUUUUAUUUUAUUCAAGCCGUGCAAAUCCCGAGGAUUAAAUCCUCAUUUUCUCCCCUCACACUUUUUUUCCAGCGAUGUUUGACUUCUCAGUCACACAAUAAUGUGGCGGGGGGGAAGGUCGGUCUCUAUGCAUUACAAUUCACAUAACAUUCACAAUAAUCAUUAAGAAGAACAUUGUUAUGUGACUUUUAAAACUCUUCUGAAGAUGUUACUUUUUCUCGGGCUUGAAUGAAAACAGUUUUAUUGUAUUUGGAUGUUUACUUGUACAUUGACGCUAGAUAUUGAUGGUUUAUAAGGGUCAGUGAUUAUUGCUACUUUAUGUUUUCUUAUUUAAAUGCACCACUUUUGCUCUGCAGCUAGAUUUGUGUUUUGUGAAAUUGAACAGCUUGACUUGCACUUUAAAAAAAAAACCUGAAUAGAUGUUAGACAGUCUGAGUCUUUUUAAAUUGGAGUAGUAUUUAAUUUAGCUCGCUUUGCCAAACAGGAAUGAACCCCUAUGCCCUCCUGUUAGGUCUUUGUGAAUGUCCAUGAUUGUUUUGCCACUGUAUUCCUCUGUAGCAUUUCAGUUACUACUCUUGAGUAAAAGUCGCUGUUGCUCUGUACCUUCAUUCUCAAGACUAGUGGUUGAAGUGCGAUUUCUUUUCCAGAGGGAGACUUUACUUUCUUAAUGACAUUGCACUUGUUUUCCAUGCCAACAGUCACAGCCGCCCACUGAGUAGUUGCUAAUUUCCCCAGCCUCACUUCAUCUCGCCAAAUUAGCAGAGUCUGAGGUGUAGCAUAUCCUCUGCCUCCUGCGCUAUCACUGACUCAUGAUGAAGAAGGAUUUCCCAUAGUCUUUAUCACAUACACUACAUUGUGCCCACCCCCCCACCUUGAUAAAGAGCAAGAUACUGGACGUCUGCUAGUCUCACUAUGAUGAUUAUUACUUACUAUGACCAUGGGACAAUGUAUGUAUUUUUGGCCAUUGAAUGAAACUGAAAAAGAUG